AGUGUGACAGCAGAUCGACCACGCGAUGUGUAGGUCUACGUGUACGAAGUCGCGUAUACGGUGCAUGCAAUCUACGAACGUUUCUCAGAUCUGGAGAAACGAAAAGGAGAAUAGUCCUGUCUGCAGCCCACUUUCUUGAAGCAUAUCCUCGCAAUUACUUACUGUAGCAAUGUCUCUGGACGAGGAAGUGGAUGCUGCGCUAGAUAAUCUCACGGAGAAGGAGCUUGCGGAGCUGAACGAACUCGUCGAUCCUGAGAAUGAAACCCUACCGGCUAGUGAUCGCCAGCGGAGUACAACCACCAAGGCGCCGACUGGCGCCUAUGAUCGGAGCAAGCUGCUUGAACACAUGAAAAGUUCAGCGGAGACCUCGACUGUGGGCAAGGACUGGGUGGGCUACGACGGUAAGAAGAAGGGCAAAGUCUUCAAGACAGCUGACCAGUCGAGCCCGGUCGGCAGCAAGAACCUGGUGGCGGCGACCAAGUCGACGGGCGAUGCCGAGCUCGACGCUCUCCUGUCGCAGGUCAACGGCCAGGAGAUGGACGAGCUGGCCGAGACCCUGGGACUGCACGGCCUCACGUCGCAAAGCUCCGCACAAAGUCGCCUCUCCAACGGUGGCGGCGGUGGCGAUACAGCUCAGCUCGGUGUGAGACCGGUGAAGGCUGCCACUUACCCGGGCAGCGAGACCGACGGCAAGGUGAGCUCCCCUCCACCUCAGGACACCAACCUGGAAGAGUCGCUUCAGCUGCUCUCGGCCAACGACCCGUCAUUGACCAAGCUGUGCCUCAACAAUCAUGAACUGGUCAAGAGCAACCACUUGAUGGACAUUGGCCGUGCCGUGCUGACCAACAAUCACUUGACCAUCCUGCAGCUUGCCAAUACUGGCUUUGGCGACUCGCACGCCAAGGCAAUAGCUGAGGCGCUGGACUACAACCGCACGCUGCGUGUCCUCAACCUGGAGUCGAACAAGAUCACCGCGCACGGCGUGACCAAGAUCAUUGCGGCGCUCAAGGAGAACACGUCGCUCGAGGAGCUCCGGCUGAACAACCAGGUGGCGACGUCCGGCAUUAAUGCCGAGACGGAGCUUGCCGAAAUGUUAGUGCACAACCGCACUCUGCGCAAGGUUGGCUUCUCGUUCAAGAAUGCCGGGCCUCGCGCCAAGAUCGACCGCCUGCUGCUACGGAACAACGAUAUUGCCCGGCAGAAACGUCUUUCCAACGACCAAGUCUCGUAUUCGUAGCUGCUCAUGGUUAGCCGAUCUGUUUUUUGUCCGGUGUGUUGUUUUGUUGUUUUCGUCCACUCUGCACAGAACCCCAGACGUACACAUGUGCUCGUUCUAUCAAAGUCUUAACUCUCACCCAAAUCGUGUAAUAUAUAUUUUUUUACUAUCCAGCUAGCGACAUAGCAGUCCCACGAAGUGCUACACGUUUUCCUCGGCUGGCAUUUCCGGAAACUCGAGCUUUUUGCGUGCCAGCCGCUUUCUCCCACCCGUGCAGCGGUUUGCCUCUCCGGUCAGGGGCUCUCUCACACCCCCCCGACAGAUUUUAUAUUGUUGUUAUGCUGUGAAGGUUGCGCUCUUCUCUGUCCUUUUUAUACCUUUUCAGUAUCUUUCAGCCGUUAUCGUUAUCGAAUGUUUUAGGUUCUUGGCUUUGGGGCAGCUACAAAGACACUAUAUUUACUAGGUUCAGAAGAACUUCUGCGGACCGUUUUUUUGUCUGCUCCGAAGUGCCUUUUUAGUCUUGAUAUUCAUAUCUCAUCCAUGUAGAGCUGUACAUAUUCAUGUGUCACUGCAACUAGGUCAGAUCAGUGUUCAACUACUGUC
Sycon ciliatum is the source of this 1819-nucleotide messenger RNA. RefSeq names its product tropomodulin-2-like. The transcript is spliced from 2 exons. Gene Ontology annotation, biological process: actin filament organization; pointed-end actin filament capping. Gene Ontology annotation, molecular function: tropomyosin binding. Gene Ontology annotation, cellular component: cytoskeleton. Bases 170 to 1237 code for a protein of 355 amino acids. Lineage: Eukaryota; Metazoa; Porifera; Calcarea; Leucosolenida; Sycettidae. The record is from RefSeq and is a predicted model, not a curated record.